Messenger RNA from Cydia strobilella, 1170 nucleotides. RefSeq names its product phospholipase A1-like. Gene Ontology annotation, biological process: lipid catabolic process. Gene Ontology annotation, molecular function: lipase activity. Bases 50 to 1120 code for a protein of 356 amino acids. The record is from RefSeq and is a predicted model, not a curated record. Lineage: Eukaryota; Metazoa; Arthropoda; Insecta; Lepidoptera; Tortricidae. The transcript is spliced from 2 exons.
AGAGCUGCUAGUGUAUAAAUAAAUAAUAAUAAACAACAAGAACUUCAACAUGAAGUGUAACAUUGCGACGUGUCUCCUGGUGCUGAUGCUGGGGUUGGUGAAGGGAGACAUCCUGAACAAUAUCGGGUCUCUCCUGCCGCCCUUCCUGACGGAGAAUUUUGAGGAGCUGGUGAAGACUGCUGAUGCUACGUGUAAAGUCCUUCCCGUGGACGUGCUCUUCCACCGCCCCUUCACCUUCGAGGCUCCUCUCAUCGACUUCGUGGAGUUCACCAAGGACUCCAACAGAACUUACCGCGUCUCCGAAGCCCCCAAGAUCUUCAUGAGGGAACGACCCACCUCCUUAGUUUUAUAUGUCCCUGGUUGGUGGAACACUCCUACCGACGAAUCGAGUAAUACUUUGGUUAAUGCUUUGUUAAAGAAGAUACCUAUGGUUUUGGUUUUGGAUACUAGACUAUCGUUCUGUAGAGGUUAUGUAGAUUCGGCGUCAAGAGUACAACCUUUAGCUCGACUUUUGUACUCGUUUCUGAAGAGUAUUAACAAAAAGGGUUAUAAGCUUGAGAAUGUACAUUUGAUAGGCUUCAGUUUAGGCGCUCAUGUAGCAGGCAUAACAGGAAAGCUAGUACAACAAGGAAUGCUUAAAAACUUAAGUAGAAUAACAGCUUUAGAUCCAGCCAAGCCGUGUAUAACGAAAGACUUUAGACUAGCUAAAAGCGAUGCUAAAUUUGUGCAAGUUUUUCAUACGAGUGCUGGAGUUUUAGGUCUUGAGGAUCCUGUAGGGGAUCUAGAUGUUUAUGUCAAUGGGGUGGAUGUGAAGCAGCCUGAAUGUCAGAAUAGGAAGAUUAGUUUAGAAUGUGAUCAUGCGCAGGCUUGGAAGCUUUUCGCAGCGUCUGUGGUUAACGAGAAAUCAUUUAAAGGGCAGAGGUGUGCUGAUUGGGAAGAUUUGAUGAAAGGAGAGUGUAAAGGGAGCGAGAAACUGAUAGGUUACGGGUGCAGUAGUAGGACUAAGGGAAUGUUUUUGUAUAAAACUGAAGAGCGAGGGGCUCAGAAGAGAGAGGAUGUGGAGAAAGAGGUGAGGGUGUUCAAUCCUGUGGAGAUAUUGACGUCUUGGUUGGGACGAUGAUGGUUAAGUUUAAGUUAGCGUAUUUAGUUUAGUAUUGUCUGUGAUAUUUA